Eptesicus fuscus (big brown bat) is the source of this 2472-nucleotide messenger RNA. RefSeq names its product WD repeat containing planar cell polarity effector (gene WDPCP). Lineage: Eukaryota; Metazoa; Chordata; Mammalia; Chiroptera; Vespertilionidae. Gene Ontology annotation, biological process: cilium organization; establishment of protein localization; nervous system development. Gene Ontology annotation, molecular function: protein binding. The record is from RefSeq and is a predicted model, not a curated record. Gene Ontology annotation, cellular component: axonemal basal plate. The transcript has 18 exons. The coding region runs from base 104 to 2251 and encodes 715 amino acids.
CUACAAGGCAAGAUUAUUCAAGAGACAUGAAGUCUGGCUUUUGACUUCAGGAAAUAUCACUUUGGAAAUUGUUCUCUAGGACAGAGAUUCCUUCUGCUAUCAGAUGUCUUUCUGCUUGACUGAAUUGCACCUGUGGUCUUUGAAGAAUACCUUACACAUUGGGGAUAGAGAUAUUGGGAUAUACCAGUAUUAUGACAAGAAAGAUCAACCAGUAUCAGCGACAGAGCAUGGUAACUUAGAAGCAAAGCAGAAACUGGCAGAAUCACGAGAUUAUCCGUGGACUCUCAAAAACAGACGCCCAGAAAAACUUCGAGACUCACUCAAGGAGUUGGAGGAGCUGAUGCAAAACAGUCAGUGUGUGCUGAGCAAAUGGAAGAACAAAUAUGUCUGUCAGCUCCUCUUUGGUUCAGGUGUGCUGGUGUCCCUAAGCCUUUCUGGGCCGCAGCUGGAGAAAGUGGUGAUUGACAGAAGCCUGGUGGGAAAGCUCAUCUCAGACACCAUCAGUGAUGCUCUUCUCACAGACAACUUUAUCAUCUUAUCAUUUUUGGCACAAAACAAACUAUGUUUUAUUCAGUUUACCAAGAAGAUGGGUUCUCCCGAUGUAAACAAAAGAUUGGAAAAACUCUCAGCUUUGGAUUAUAAGAUUUCCUAUUAUGACAUACCUGGCCCAGUAAACAGGACAACGGAGCGUCGGCUAGCCAUCAAUAGUGCCCAGGAUAUAGUUGUUUGCUGGUGGCCACUGGUCAGUGAUGAUGCUUGGCCAUGGGCCCCUAUCUCUUCUGAGAAGGACAGGGCCAAUCUGCUGCUCCUGGGUUAUGCUCAAGGAAGACUGGAGGUUCUGAGUUCUGUCCGCACGGAAUGGGAUCCACUGGAUGUUCGUUUUGGCACCAAACAGCCUUACCAGGUGUUAACGGUAGAGCGCUCCGUCAGUGCAGACAAAGAGCCUAUGGCUGACAGCUGCAUCUAUGAAUGUGUUCGGAACAAAAUCCAGUGUGUCUCCGUCACCAGAAUACCACUAAAAUCCAAGGCCAUUAGCUGCUGCAGGAAUGUUACUGAAGACAAACUGAUUCUGGGCUGUGAAGAUUCCUCAGUAAUUCUUUAUGAAACUCACCGUAGAGUGACUCUCUUAGCCCAGGCUGAACUUUUGCCUUCAUUGAUAAGCUGCCACCCAAGUGGCACCAUUCUGCUAGUUGGCAGCAUCCAAGGAGAGCUGCAAAUUUUUGAUAUGGCUCUCUCCCCUGUUAACAUCCAGCUCCUGGCUGAAGACCGCUCACCCAGGGAGACUCUGCAGUUCAGUACAUUUUUCAGUGUUCCCAGCAGUCUUGUUCAAAUGCAGUGGGCAGCUCCACAGGUUGUUUCUCAAAAGCCCGAAAGUGGGGACAUCUAUGAUCUCCUCUUCCUCAGGUUCAACAAAGGACCUUUGGGUGUUCUUUUGUUUAAACUGGGUAUCUUCACUCGAGGACAGCUGGGCCUGGUAGACAUCGUCUCCCAGUACAUUCACUAUGACGAGGUCUGUGAGGCGAUCAGCAUCCUGAGCAGUAUGAACUGGGACACGCUGGGCCACCAGUGCUUCGUCAGCAUGAGUGCCAUUGUGAACCAUCUUCUCAGGCAAAAGCUCACCCCAGAGAGAGAAGCACAGCUCGAGGCAAGCCUUGGAACCUUCUAUGCUCCAACAAGACCACUCCUGGACACAACUAUACUGGAAUAUAGAGACCAAAUCAGCAAAUAUGCAAGGAGAUUCUUCCACCACUUGCUCAGGUACCAGAGAUUUGAAAAGGCAUUUCUGUUAGCUGUUGACAUUGGUGCCCGAGACCUGUUUAUGGACAUCCAUUACCUUGCACUAGAUAAGGGUGAAUUGGCACUAGCUGAAGUGGCAAGAAAAAGAGCUCAAGACAUUGAUGCAGAAUCAAUAACCUCUGGAGUAGAACUCCUGGGGCCUUUAGACAGAGGGGAUAUGCUAAAUGAAGCAUUUGUUGGCCUAUCUUUAACACGUCAAGGAGAAGACACAUUUCCAGAAAAACUCUCUCCCUUUUGUUCAAUCCACAAACAUAUUAAUCAACAAAGAACACUGAAUGUCUCUUCUAGCAGACAAGUAUGUGACAGAAGGAAUGAACUUGAAAAAGACGCCUGUGCUGAAGCUUUGAUGGAUAAGGCCUGUUUUAAGAAAGAAGGAGAAAUAAGAGAAGACUGCAUAGGACAGGAAAUUGGAGAUGGUGGUUCUCUCAGAAUGGUUCACUUUGGUUUGGUGUAAAUAAUAUAAAAUUCGUGUUUUACUGACUGAAAACCUCCCUGUAUGGAGUAAAAAGAGGAAAGACAGUAUAAAGAGUUUGAAUUCAGUGUUUUCAAAAUAAAGUUUUAUUCAUUUCAAAAACAUGUAGCAUAAUGGCAAAUGAUCCUAAUUAAAGUGCUACAGUGCUUUAACUUAUUUUCAAUAAUGUAAAAUGUUGGAAAGUUCUUAAAUUAUGCAUUAUU